This is a messenger RNA of Hippocampus zosterae (dwarf seahorse), 1789 nucleotides long. Its product is annotated as serine/threonine-protein kinase H1-like. Gene Ontology annotation, biological process: protein phosphorylation. The record is from RefSeq and is a predicted model, not a curated record. The coding region runs from base 526 to 1782 and encodes 418 amino acids. The transcript is spliced from 7 exons. Lineage: Eukaryota; Metazoa; Chordata; Actinopteri; Syngnathiformes; Syngnathidae. Gene Ontology annotation, molecular function: ATP binding; protein kinase activity.
GGCAAAAGAGGGCCUUCCCUGCGGCGUGCACACCUGCUGCCAUGUUCAACGCUAUUUAAGGACUUCCAAGUCAGGAGAAUUCAUCUUGCUCACGGUUCUGCCACCAAAGCUGAUGCGGACCAGAAACUCGCUUAUUGUGCUGUCAUGUGAUUCUUGGUGGAAGUCUGGACCAACUUGAAAGCUAUUAUACGCUCGCGAACGUGCGCCAGGGAAGGGUGAAAUGGCAAAGUCGCCGUCCGCCUCGGAGGAUCUUCUCUGGGCACAAUAUGUCUCGAUCCCGUCAGCAAGUUGACCUUUUGUGUAUCGCUGCCUGAUUUCCCAGUUUGCGCCGGCUCGGCCGCCAAGGUACUUCGCGAGGAAAGGCCAAUCGCCGCGACGCUAAGCAGGCGGCGGGUGACGGCCUGAAUCGCCGAGGCGUGGGGAUGAAGAAAUGACACCUGCUCAGUGGGCGGGACUUCACACGCACGCCUCACAUCAAGCACCUGGCUUCACUUGAGUGGCGCAAGCAAGCCACCGUCAAAUCAGAUGAUGGGCUGCACGGCCAGCAAGGUGCUUCCGACCCAAAAUGAAAAUGAGAAGACAAAGCGCCACGUGAGCGUGCUGCAGUCGUUGCUCGCUUUCACCAGGGAACGGGACCUUCGUGAGGAACCAAAAAAGAACAGUGUGUGGUUUUCCACUAAAAGCAAGAAGACUCUUCCUUCCGGUGAAAUGAGGUUUCGAGAUGAAAAGCAGCAAGUGAAAAGAGGAGACACAUACAAGGACAAGUUUGACCCUCGGGUCACCUCAAGAUACCAUAUCAAGGCUCUGAUCGGUCGCGGCAGCUUCAGCCGGGUGGUGCGUGCCGAGCACAGGACCAGUCGCCGACCCUUCGCCAUCAAACUGAUGGAGGUGGAGGCCCCCCAGGCCCGGGAGGUGUGCGCGGCCGAGCUUGCCGUGCUGCGGCGGGUCAACCACGCUAACGUGGUCCGCCUGGUGGAGGUGUUCCAGUGUCCGAGGCGCGUCUAUGUGGUUCUGGAGCUGGCCACGGGCGGGGAGCUUCUGGACCGCGUCGUCAGCAGGGGGCACUACACGGAGCGGGACGCCGCCCGGGCCCUGCGUAUGGUCCUGGCCGGGGUUGGCUACCUCCACUCCCUGGGGAUCACCCACCGAGAUUUAAAGCCAGAGAAUCUUCUUUACUACCACCCGGGCGUCGAUUCCCGCCUACUGGUGACUGACUUCGGACUGGCAACGUUCGGAGGCGCGGCGUUAUCAGGCAGCAGUCAGAGUGCCCAAAGUGGAGACGCCACUUGGACGAACAGCACAUGGUCCUUACGAACCACAUGUGGAACACCGGAGUACAUGGCCCCGGAGGUGGUCCUGAGGAAACCCUACUCUUGUGCCGUGGACAUGUGGGCUGUCGGAGUGAUUGCCUACAUCACACUGAGCGGGCGCAUGCCUUUUGAGGAUGACACCCAAACUCGGCUCUUCAGGUCCAUCCUGGGGGGCAAGUUCAGCUUCCGUGGAAAUCCAUGGCCCUCCGUGUCCAAUCCCGCCAAAGACUUCAUCCGGGCUCUGCUGGAAUCUGACCCGGCCCGUCGUCUUCGUGCCGAGCAAGCCUCCCGUCACCCGUGGAUUCUCACCACAGCCGACGGAUCCCCGAUGAAAAACCUCCACCGAUCCAUCUCCCGGAACUUGCGGCGGCGGGCGUCCCGGAACUCUUCCCGAUGCCAGAGCAGGACCACAAACUCGGCGGCGGAAGUCUGCCCGAUAUCCAAACGCCCUGCUGCAGCAUUAGCUUGGUAAGGGGGGU